This is a messenger RNA of Hyalella azteca, 902 nucleotides long. Its product is annotated as glycine-rich cell wall structural protein 1.8. The transcript is spliced from 2 exons. NCBI's taxonomy places the organism in Eukaryota, Metazoa, Arthropoda, Malacostraca, Amphipoda, Hyalellidae. The record is from RefSeq and is a predicted model, not a curated record. Bases 44 to 757 code for a protein of 237 amino acids.
GCGCCUUCGGACGACAGCACUUCUAGUCCAACCGGUCAACAAAAUGAAGUUUGCAGGGUUUGUUCUACUCGCCCUCGCAGUGUCCUGUGGUGCCACAUUCAAGGGAGGUGGAAAGAAAGGUGGAUACGGUGGAUACAGUGACGAGGUGCUCGUACUGGCAGCUCCACAAGUAGGAUAUGGAGGAGGAUUCCAUCACGCAGGAUAUGGUGGAGGAUUCCAGCCGGCAGGAUAUGGUGGAGGGUUCCAACAAGUAGGAUAUGGAGGGGGAUUGCAGAAAGGAGGAUAUGGACAUGACAGCUUUGAACAUAUUGACCACAGUGCAAUAAGCCAUGGAGGUGGAUAUGGAGGUGGAAUUCAACACGUUGGUUUUGAUGGAGGUUACCACAAAGGAGGAUAUGGAGGAGGAUACCAUCAACCCUUGGCUGUCGCUCCAGUUCAGUUGGUGCACGUGCGUCCAGUUCGAGUUCGACCUGUGCGUGUAAGACCAGUUUAUGUCCAGCCAGUCCCCAUCCAACCAGUUCAUAUUCAACCAGCCCCUAUACAACCAGUACAUGUACAACCAGUACACAUCCAGCCCCAUUACCAACCACAGUACCAGCAACCAGUGCAGCUGGUGCAGGUGGUAGGAGGUGGUGGUUACGGGUACGGCGGAGGAAAGAAGGGAAAGGGUGGUUAUGGUGGUGGUUUCGGGCACGGAGGAGGCAAGGGAAAGGGUGGAUAUGGUGGUGGUUUCGGCAAAGGAAAAGGGAAGUUUUAAUAGAAGAAUAGCUCUAAAUUAGUUACUGAAAUAACUUGUUGAUAAAAAUAUGAGCCUUUAUUCCAAAAUCAGUUUGUAAAAUCAGGAAAACGUUACAAGUUAUUAUCCUGUACUGAUGAAAAACAGAAUAAAUGGUAAACACGAA